AUACGUUCAUUCCAGUACGUCAAAACGCAGCAGUGGUAAAUGAAGUGCUUCUCUGUUGUUGUACUGAACUUCGCUGUAGUGUUAGGACUUUUCACUCCAGCUUUUGCAAUAAUGUCCACCGAGCGUCUCGCUAAAAUCUCAGAGGUUGAUUUAGAUCCCAACGGCGUCUUCAAAUACGUCCUCAUACGGGUGCACAGCAAAGACGAUGAAUCAUACGUUGAUAUUGUGAGAGGAUACGCAUGGGCCGAGUAUCAUGCUGAUAUCUAUGACCGUGUGGCCGGAGAACUGGAGAGAGGUGGAGGAGUGGAUUGUGAAUGUCUCGGAGGUGGAAGAAUCAAACAUGACAGUGCCGCAAAAAAGAUCCACGUCUACGGUUAUUCCAUGGGAUUUGGGAAAGCAAACCAUUCUGUUUCCACAGAGAAGAUAAAAACCCAUUACCCAGACUAUGAGGUGACCUGGGCGGAUGAAGGGUAUUGAAUGGGUAACAUGGGUUAAAUGACAGCUGCGUAUAAGGACGCUAUUUCAAACCUACCUGUCUUAACGUAGCAUUCAAGUCUUGAUGUGCCAAGGCUGAGGAGGAACAGAAAUUUAAUCGAUUUCUGACAUGGAUGGAUGUAUAAGACAUUUACUCCUAAACUUAUGGAGAGGUCAUCCUUAUUGUGUUUGAUUGGUUUUAACUUCAUGUGUAGAUUAACACAUGGCAAAAAAGAGAAAGGAAUACGACUGUUUAUGGCCAUUGGUCUUUAAAUAUAGGAAAUGAUGAAAUAAAGCAGGUUAAGUACUUCAUCCAAACCAUAAAAAGUUAUGUAGUGCAACGCUGACAUCCUGAAAGGAUAAUAAAGUCCAGAGAAGUGCGCUUAGAAAUUUCCAGAACUGCUUUUUUGUCAUUCAUUCAAGUUGGAAGAAAUGUUUGUAUAUGUCACAAUGAGGGUAAUAUCUUGUUAAAGCAAAUUACCGUGCUUAACUACAACAUAUAAAAUAUAUAUUGUGAUUUAAUCAUUUCUGAAGCAUCGUGCUAUAAAUCCAGACCUGAUUGGUGGUUGUAAACCUUGCCUGAUAAACCUGACGAUCCAUAUCCGUUUGUCAGCAUUUUUAAUAGAAGAUGCCAUUAGGAGCGAUGAUUUUCUUGACUCGAAAUAUUACGACCUAACGACAUCCAAAGAAUGUGAAUUUGCAACAUUUGAAACAACUGUGUUGCAACAUUUUUUGUCAUUUCAAGUCUGAAGUCGUCUUGUAUUAGUUGCAUUUAAAUUAUUUAGAGCAAACAAACAGAAAUGGAUUGUACAACAUCAUAUUUAAUAAAUGAGUUUACUUUUGCCUCUA
Onychostoma macrolepis is the source of this 1323-nucleotide messenger RNA. It is a transcript of the gene phpt1, whose product is annotated as phosphohistidine phosphatase 1. Gene Ontology annotation, molecular function: protein histidine phosphatase activity. The coding region runs from base 40 to 477 and encodes 145 amino acids. Gene Ontology annotation, cellular component: cytosol. The record is from RefSeq and is a predicted model, not a curated record. Lineage: Eukaryota; Metazoa; Chordata; Actinopteri; Cypriniformes; Cyprinidae. The transcript has 3 exons. Gene Ontology annotation, biological process: peptidyl-histidine dephosphorylation.